Messenger RNA from Colletotrichum graminicola M1.001, 843 nucleotides. Its product is annotated as complex I intermediate-associated protein 30. Bases 1 to 843 code for a protein of 280 amino acids. Gene Ontology annotation, biological process: mitochondrial respiratory chain complex I assembly; mitochondrial electron transport, NADH to ubiquinone. NCBI's taxonomy places the organism in Eukaryota, Fungi, Ascomycota, Sordariomycetes, Glomerellales, Glomerellaceae. Gene Ontology annotation, cellular component: mitochondrion. The record is from RefSeq and is a predicted model, not a curated record. The transcript is spliced from 2 exons.
AUGCGGGCGACACCGUCACUCAUGAGCAAAGGCAUCUGGGCCCGGACUGUGGACGAACUCAAACGACGCGCGAGCAUUGUCGCAAAAGCCGAAGGCAUCAAGGGCCCCUCGGGACCAUACCUACUCCGAGACUUCCGCGUCCCCGGCUCUACCGACGACUGCAAAAUCAUGUGCGACCAAGAGAUCGGCGGCUUCUCACACGGCGCUCUCGAAUGGGUUCCCUUUUCUUCGUCCUCUACGACAACGACCACCUCGCCACAAAGGCAACCGACAAGUAGUACAAAAGGCUACGCUCGCUUCCAUGGCGCGAUAUCCACCGACCUUCCGAAAAACGACCCCAAGAUUCAACGCACGGGAUUUGCAGCAUGGAGAACGCCGGAGCAACGGGCGACGCUGUUGGGCAAGUCGGCUUGGGACAUCGACCCCUACUCAUACCUCGCGAUGCGCGUCAAGUCGGAUGGGCGGAGCUACUUCAUCAACUUGCAGACGGACUCGAUAGAGCCGACGGAUCUGCAUCAGCACCGGUUGUUCGCAAAGAGGCCGGGCGAAUGGGAGACUGUGUUUGUCAAGUGGAACGACUUUGUGCGGACGAAUCAUGGCUUCGUGGUCGAACCACAGAUGGAGAUGCUGCGGUCCAAAGUUAAAACCGUCGGCUUGGGGCUGACGGAUCGUGUGCCGGGCCCGUUUGAGUUGUGCAUUGAGAGGAUCUGGGCGACGAACAACGUCGAGGAGGUGGUUGAGGAGAGUGACGGGGAUAUAUUUGCCGCGCAGGAGGCAAGGAAGACGAGGAUGAGCGAAUUAAGGAAUCGGGAGGGGAAGAGUAUUCGGUGGAAGGAGAGGUGA